AGCGAUACGACGAUGACAGAGAAGAGCGAUUACCUCGUCGGCGAGCCUUUGAACCGCAGGUGGAUCUCCGAUUCAAACCGAGAAAAGUUGAGAGAAGCUUGGCCGAUCGUCAAAUCGUUAUUGGAAGAAGUCGGGAUUUCAUGCUCGAUGGAUACGGUUGAUUCCGCAGUCACAGUGGAGUCACUCUGCUCUACAGACCCACUUAUCAUGCGCAAGGCAAAUUAUCUUUUCCAGCUUUUGUGCAAGACUACUGUUCCGGCACCUCUGGCAAUAGAGUUGGCACUCCAAGGCAGGCAACAUGAUCACAUCAAGCUUGGCACACAAAAUGGUGGGAUGUGACAAAAAAAAUGGGAUCAACAAGGAGAAUUUUCAUAAACUGCGGAGAGGGCUCAAACGCUCUUUAAAGGAACUUGAAGAUCUGACCCACUGUACUCUUUUUCUGGACAAGAGCACUCUUACUGCCGUGGGUCCUUCUCCAAGACUAUGGUGGGUCAGGAAUGUUUGGAAUUUCUCCAUUACUGGAAAGUUAAGCCCUGCACAUGUUAUAAGGGUUUUCAACCGGAAGCUGAAACGAACAACAAUGAAAAUGGGCAACAGCGAUACUAUGAUGAUGGGGAAGAGUGAUUUCUGCGUCCUUGAGCAGCCAAAAAUCAAUCACCAAGUGAGCCACCCUCUUCCGAUGCAGAACAGUGAUACUAUGCUGAUGGAGGAAAGUGAUUUGUGUGUCCUUGAGCAGCCGAAAUUCAGUCACAAACUUAGCGACCCCUUCCCGAUAACGGAGAAAUGCGAUUUCGGCCACCUUGAGCAGCCGAAAUUCAGUGACGAAUUUAGCGACCAUCUUCAGAUGGAGAGCUGCAGGUCUUUCCGUCUUAUCUCCCCUGAAAACCAAGCCAAGUUGAAAGAAGCUUGGCCGAUGGUCGAAUCUUCCUUAGAAGAACUUGGGUAUAUGUGCGCAAUGAGUACGGUUGAUUCCACAGUGUUAGUUGUAUCACCCGGCUCUACAGACCCAGAUAUCAUGCGCAAGGCAAAAUAUCUUUUCAAGCUUUUGUGCAAGACUCCUGUUCCGGCACCUCUGGCAAUAGAGUUGGCACUCCAUGGCAGGCAACAUGAUCUCAUCAAGCUUGGCACUCAAAAGGGUGGGAUGUGCAAAAAAUAUGGGAUUAACAGGGACGAAUUUCAUAAACUGCAGAGACGUCUCAAACGCUCUUUAAAGGAACUUGAAGCUCUGACCCACUGCUCUUUUUCUGGACAAGACAACUCUUACUGCCGUGGGUCCAUCUCCAAGAUUACGCUGGGUCAGGAAUGUUCUGAAAUUCUCCAUUCCUGGAAAGUUAAGUCCUGCACAUGUUAUUAGGGUUUUCAACCGCAAGCUGAAGAAGACAAAAAUGAUAAUGGCGAACAGCGAUACUACGAUGAUGGAAAAGAGUGAUUUCUGCGACCUUGAGCGGCCCAAUUUCAAUAACGAAGAUAACGACCGUCUUCUGUUGCAGAACAGCGAUACUGUGAUGAUGGAGAAGAGUGAUUUUUGCAUCCUUGAGCAGCCAAAAUUUGAUCAUGCGGUUAGCGACCCUUUCCUGAUGAAGGAGAAAAGCGAAUUCGGCGUCCGUGAGCAGCCAAAAUUCAAUGACGAAGUUUGCGACCCUCUUCCCAUGGACAAUAGCAGGUCUUUCCGUCCUAUAUCGGCUAAAAACCGAGCCAAGUUGAAAGAAGCUUGGCCGAUGGUUGAAUCGUCCUUAGUAGAACUCGGGUGUUUAUGUGCAAUGAGUA
Fragaria vesca subsp. vesca is the source of this 1767-nucleotide messenger RNA. RefSeq lists its product as uncharacterized. Bases 299 to 1354 code for a protein of 351 amino acids. The transcript is spliced from 14 exons. NCBI's taxonomy places the organism in Eukaryota, Viridiplantae, Streptophyta, Magnoliopsida, Rosales, Rosaceae. Gene Ontology annotation, molecular function: RNA binding. Gene Ontology annotation, cellular component: small-subunit processome; nucleolus. The record is from RefSeq and is a predicted model, not a curated record.